GAUAAUAAUUCCUCGUUACCUAUUCACAUAACUUUGACUGAACACGUAUAGACACAUGGAGAUUGAUGUGAUGGGGCUCUUCUGUCGUCUAAUGCAAGGAUACUAAAAUGAUGAACUGCGAGAAUGUGUUCUACAGGAUGAAAUGAUGAUGGGGGUAUGGACCAUCUGGUCUGAAUUCGUUGUUGAACCUGAACUGAAUCAAGGCUUGGUUUGAAAAGUUGGAAAUGGAAAGGGACCUAAAGAGGAAUGCUGUUUUGUAUGCAAAGAAAGAACUUAUAACAUUAUAAAUGUUUGGGACCAAAUUGCGUACGUGGAUGGAAACGCACAUUGUGCGAUCUCGAAAGAAGCAGCAUCGUAACAAAGAAGACAAAAAGUCUGGAAACUGUAGUAAAAUUAUUGGUGGUUCUCCUCCUUGCCAUAUUCAAUCCAACUCCUUUGAGAGACAAUAUGGUAAAAAAAGUCCAAAACACAAUGAAGACAAAGGAGUUCUGGAGGUACAAUCCACUGACAUCAGUAUACCUACCAAGGCCUCCAUGAGCUUGCAGAAUAAUACAAUUCAUAGCACAAUCAACAAUCUCUCUUCGCCUGAAUCAGCGUACUCAACAGGAUAUUCAACUGACGGGACCUCGCCUGGGGCCUCAAUCCCGCCAGAGUACUACAUCAACAUUCGCACGGGGACUCACUACUUCCACUCAAAUCCCGGAACUACUGGUCCUCCCCUGCAGAACCCUGUGGUGGGCAACACAUUUACACAAGCCGUGGAUAAGAAUAUUGCCUGCAAAGUGGGUUCCUUAAUUCAGCCACCUUCUGCAGUGUCCAUUACGGUCUUGAGCCCAAGGCCGGGUCGGCACAAAAAGGAAGACGGAACAAAGAAAAAGGUUAGACAAAAUGGAGAGCAGCUGCCGGAAUCUUCCACUGAGGAAGACAUUGCUGACAAACAAGUUAAAGUGAAUCUUACUUCUCCUCAGCAAAUGUCAACGCCUAAGGCAAAAAACAAACUGAUACACCCCAUGUAUAGCAGUUCACACCGCAGAACCGAAUCAUACGAUGAAAGUCAGCAGAGUUCCUCACUUCAGAGUCAAGAAAGGGACUCGGGUGACUCAUUGUCAGCAGUUCCUUCUGGCGGGUACCAGUGUUCCUCUCCGUAUCUGCCUGGAGCCUCUCCUCGACAGCGGAAUCGCAUCAGGACCAAUCCCUGGCUCGGGGCAAAUGUCUCUAAUAACGGGUCAGUGCCUGGGAGUAGAUCCUACAACUCACAAGGAGAGACAUCCUCCACUGUCGGUAGCAGCUCCACUCUCUCUUCCAGUGGCUGUAAACAGACGAGCGAUGAUAACUCUCACGGUUGCUUGUCACCCAGAUCCAAGGAGAGAAGGAGGCUGGUCAAGGAACAUCUGAAGGACGUGAAAAACUGUAAUACAUCACAGAACUCUUCAACAGCUUUCAGUCCGGUUUCAAAAGUGAAGAAACGGCUGAAUGCAGUGACCACGUGUUCUCCACAGCCAAAUAGAUCGUGUCAUCACUCUCUCAGAGCACGAUCUCCAGCAUCAUCAUCUUCUCCCUCUUCCUCUCCCAGUUCUGCCUCUGAGGAUGAGCACCAUGGAAACACAAGCGAUUUCUCAGAUGAUGACGUAACACUCAACGAAAUGUUGGGCAAGUUUGAUGAGAGUUACGUUUACGAGAAAGAAACAGAUAUACUGAGUGACAGCGACCCUACGGAUUGCGAGGACCAGGGAGAGUAUGAAGACAGAACGGAUAACAGCAAUUUGCCCGAGAGUGAGCAACAUGAAGAUUUUGACUUCAUAGACAACGGCUCAUUGGUCGAGUUAGCUCGCUCUGAUUCUGAAUGUUCUAACAAGGCUCAGCUAGCCGGUCACUGCACGUACCACCACUUGCCUGGCUAUACUCCAGACAUGACUCGGAAGCUGACUCCAAGGCUUCGUGAGUCCAUGAUGAGGAGGCAGGCAGUCAACAGAAACUCUCGAGACAGACAAUCUCGUAGAAGUAGCCGAAAUAAAACAAGUGAAGGAAGAAAGAAAAUAGAUUCUCCUCUGCUGUCACAUAAAAGAUCCAGCACGUACAGGAAAGCCAGUUCCCAAAGUCUGGAUAACAAAAACUCUUGUGAAGCUCUGCCAGAGGCCAACAGUCCAACCCAUCUACAUAACAGAAGGAGUAAACGAGGUGACUCUGUUCCCAGAGCAGGAGAGGCUCCCGGAAAGUAUAUAAACUUAAAUAGAGUUUUGAUGGAAAGACUGAUAAACAAUCAGAGGAAUGGCACUCGGAGUGCUGAUGGUACACCUGUUUCUCUGAGGAAACGUGGUAGUCCUGCCACUUAUAAUGGAAAAUAUAUGAAGAACCAUUAUGUUUCCAAUUUAAUCAGUUCUGAUGCAAAUUUCAAUAAACGUAGAAGCAGUUUAGAAGACAAACAUGGCCAAGCAGAUCUAAAUGAUGAUAAACCAAGAUCAAAUUCUGUGUCUGUCCAUUGCCAUCAGGGAAUUAAUGUGGUUUCAAGCUCUCCCCCAUCCGUUGCAGUUGGAUUACAUGACUUAGAUAAAGAAGGCGAUUUGAAAUAUCGUCAGUUAAUUCAAGAAGCUGAGCACAUUAUUGAGGACCUACAGGUGAAAACAAGAACUGAUUACCUGUCACCAACAUUUAGAAGUAAAACUGGAAUGGAAAGAGCAAAACCAAGUAGUCCCCUUGUGUUCAGUGUUCCUCCUAGUCCACUUUCUUUGCGAUAUGAUGUUUAUAGAGAUGGAAUGGAUACACCUCCAAGAGUUAUGGAGCAUACCAACAACAACUCAAUAUAUGAACAACCUAUGUAUUCUCUUCAUAAAGAAAAGAAUAAUGACCAAGAAGAGGGGCUUCUCAAAACCAUUUCAAAAACUCUUGAAAGAAUUAUUAUCAGAGGAACAUCUGAUACCAACAGAAAACUAGACAAAAGUGUGUCUGAUCCUUUUGCUAAAGGGAAAAAGAAUUUUGUUUUUCAACCAAAUGGGGCAAUGUUUGCUAACCGAGGAAUACCUGGAAACUGUGUCCAAGAAGGUGGGCAUUAUUCAGGAUAUGCAACCCCAAACUUACUGAGAAGAUCAAGCACUGGAAAUACUCCUUCAAAGCUGAGUACUUUCAAUAGUGCAUCUAAGCUAAAUCAAAAUGAAAUUACCAACCAAAGUGGCUUCCGAAAGUUUUUUCGCAGGCCUGAUAAAUAUAAAACAACAUCAUUCGAUGAGCAUCUGGACAAGCAUAAUUUUCCUGAGAACGGUUUUUGUUUAAAUUCUGGAUUUAGGAAACCCACUGAUGAAAGUUUGAAUAAAAACUGUGACUUGUACCAGCACACUGCUCAAGCCAAACAAGACAUACCUGUGCAUAAUGCUAGAUAUUUAGAAAUGAGAAGUCCACUAAUGGACUAUAGCCCAAAUGGAAACACACCAACAUAUCUGAAUGGGUUUCCAACAAAUUCCGUGGCAACACAGGACUAGUAAGCUGAGAGACUCAAGCACUUGUCUGAUCUUCAACAAUCACCCAAACGUAAAACAGAUUCUCCAGAGCUUCCUUUUGAACAGAAACCAACUUUGGUUAGUUUUAGAUCAUUUGACCUAGGAAAUAAAAAUGCUGUGGGCUCAGGGUACUGCCCUCAGAGUGAACCAGUAAAAAGAAAGAUUUAUACUUGUAGUGCUACUUUUGAAAAACUGCAAAAGACUUUACUGAGGAAGCAGCCUGAAAUUCACCCAUGUAAAGACACAACAAAGGAAACAGAAUCCAUAGAUAACAGCAACAAUCGACACAAAAGCCAUGGCUUGCAACUGAGGAGGGACAGGAUACCUGAGGAGACCAAAGUGAAAGGACAAAUUGACAGAUUAGGUUUAGUGACAGACAGUAAAGGCACUGGCUGAGCAUUGCUAGGAAAUGUGAUUUAUGAAAUAAAGUGAACUUAAAACGUGAUAUUCCUUUUAAGCAUUGUUUAUACUGUUGUUAUUUUUAUAACUAAGAACCUACUAACUUGAUUAAUAAUAACCUGAUUGAAAAAAAACUGUUUUUACCACUUAACAUUGUAUAGACAAGACUUUUUACUUAAUUAAUUUAUGUACAUUGUUUAUUGCUUGUAAUGUUUGCAUAUUUUAUGUUUGACAAAUCUGGAAAACAAUACUUGAUCUCAUUGUAGAUAAACUGUAAGUUAAUUUUUUUACUGUAAAUAUGAUUUUAUUAACUUUUCAAAUGUAUUAUACUGAGUUGUAAAAAGUUAUAUAGUUUAGUAAAGUUAAGAUAUGUCGGUUGUUAUAUUGGUUUGAGUUAGAGAUUUCAAGGUUUUAAACUUCGUAAAUAUAGUAAUUAAAGCAAUUGAUGCAAAUAUUUAUUUUACUAUUACAUCACAACAGUUGUUAAAAGGGUUUCUUUAAAAGGCAUUAUCCUCAACUCAUUCAGUAACAUAAAAAGUGAACAGAUUGAGUAUAAACAGAAAUAUAUUAUUCAGUAAUGAAAAAACAUGACUGCUAAAAGUGCUAAUUAGGGUAAUUUCACACAGCAUAUUUGAAGAAGUUAAUUAUUAGGAGAUCCGAUGUUGUCUCUGUACUGUAGCCUGUACCGCUCUUCCAGGACAUUAUUCCUUGUAAACCAUAACAGGAUUGUUAUUUUGAUAUUAUCAGUUGUAUUUAUUCCACCAUUAACUUGUUUUCAUAUUUAUUAAUAUAUAUUUGCAGUAAACACAGUAAAAGAAAUUCUAGUAACAUAACAGUAACAUUCAUAUUGUUUGCCCCAUGGGCUUCACUGAUAGGUCUCAUAAUAAAAUCUAUGAGCCAUUCAACUUAUUUCUAGUUUCAUUCCCUUCUGAUAAUUUAAAAAUUGUUGAUUUAAAAACUGUUAUGAACUGCCCUUAAAAUGAAUUAACUGAUGUUUAAUUUUCCAAUGUAACUUAAUUUUGAUUAUGAACAAACAAUAUAAUUGCUAAUCUCUAAAAAUAUACUUUUUAUCUCAGUAAGGUAUAAAAUCUAAAUAUAUUUCAUUUAUUUCCUCACUAUCAAAAUGGAAAUGUUACUGAUUGUUUAUAUCUCUGAACAGUGGCAAAUGUCCAGAAAAAUCCUGUUUCCUUCACAAUCCUUCCAUCGUCAAAAAUAAAAUUGAAACAAAGAGUAUGAAACUACCAAGGUUUAUUUUGAAAUGACAAUAAUAUUUUAUGAAAAUACAUUUUUAUAAAAAUUUUCAAAACAUUCUUAACAAAAUCUUGCAUUGCUUAGUUUUUAUCAAAGUAAAAACUGUUAAAUUGUAACAAAAAAUGUUGAACUGUUUUACAAAGAGUUGGGGAGUAGGAAAUUGUUUCAACUGUGUAAAGAUAUGGUUGUGCUUUUGUCUAUCUACACAUGCUUGAAAAAAUAAAUCAUGAUUAUUGAAAUUAAUUUCAAAUUCAUUAUUUGUAUUUUAUAUAAUUACUGAUUUUCAAAUCUAAUUGUUUAUGAUAAUGUGUUUCUGGCAAUUAAAAUUAUAUGUGUAGUGUCUAAUUUAGUACAAUACCUAUUAUAAAAGAAUAUUUUUAGUAAUAUUUACACUUAUAAAAGCUAAAUAAAAUGAGCUAGAUAUAAUAAAUAAAAGACUGAAAAUUUUAAAAGUUGUAUACGUAGGGAACCUUCUAAGAGGUCUUUUAGUUUUUUUUAAAUGUUUUAUAUACUAUUACACUAUAAUAUAGUUGUCUAUAAUUAAGAGUUUAAACUAAUGGUUACUUUUCCUUAAUUUUACAAUGUUUGUCCAUUUGUUUAGUGUAAGAAGAUGAGACCAAUGAACAUUGUGGAGUUCUACGUUUGUGCAUUUCUCAGUUAAAUUACAAAACAUUAAAUGUAACAAGUAACACUGUACUUGAAGACUGUCGAUGUUUCUCAUAACUGUAUGUAUUUAUAUAAGAUACAUAAUAUUCUAUGUAUUAUACACAGUAUCUAUUGUAUUUAUUUUUGAACACUUGUUCUAAUACAAAUAUGAAAAUGUUCUGGCUAUAAUUUUGUUUCUCUCUCUUUCUGAGUAUUUUCUGUAUUGGCUCACCAAUCCAAAAUACGUUCUUAUAGAUUAUUUACUCAUUAAUUUGUAUUUGUCAAUGAUUAUUUUCACAAAGUAUGGAAACCGAAAACAUGAGAAUAAAUAAUUUAUUGAGUUUCA
Molecule: messenger RNA, 6132 nt
Organism: Homalodisca vitripennis (glassy-winged sharpshooter)
Lineage: Eukaryota; Metazoa; Arthropoda; Insecta; Hemiptera; Cicadellidae
Source: RefSeq, a predicted model, not a curated record